Pocillopora damicornis (cauliflower coral) is the source of this 1374-nucleotide messenger RNA. RefSeq names its product ras-related protein Rab-20. NCBI's taxonomy places the organism in Eukaryota, Metazoa, Cnidaria, Anthozoa, Scleractinia, Pocilloporidae. Gene Ontology annotation, molecular function: GTP binding; GTPase activity. The record is from RefSeq and is a predicted model, not a curated record. Gene Ontology annotation, biological process: phagosome-lysosome fusion. Gene Ontology annotation, cellular component: late endosome; lysosome; phagocytic vesicle.
UCAAUCCGUUGUGAGUUGGACUGCUCAUACUCUUUCCUUUUCUUUUCCUUUUAAAUUUAAGCUGUCCAUUUUCAAUCAUACCUCAAUUUCGUAGCUUGUUUUCUUGCCUUGGCUUAUUUUUACGUUAUAUGUGCAGGAUCAAGGAACGAGCGCUGAACUUCCCGAUGUAACACACUGAAGAGAGUGAAGCAGACAGAGCAGAGCCACCUUGUCUUCAAGAUGCAGCAGUCAGCGACUAAAAAGAAAGCAGAUUUGAAAGUGAUCAUUCUUGGUGAUACUAGUGUUGGAAAAACCUCAUUGAUCCAAAGAUAUCUUAAUGGAGUCUUUACAGGAGAUACUAUCAGUACUAUUGGAGCAUCUUUCUUUCUAAAGCAGUGGGGACCAUACAAUGUUGCCAUCUGGGACACGGCAGGUGAAGAGAGAUACUCAGGCCUGUCUUCAUUUUACUGUCGGGGCGCUUCAGCAGCUAUUCUAGCUUAUGACAUUUCACAGGGCAAAUCUCUUCGCGCGCUAAGGGAGCGCUAUCUACAACUGCUGGACGCAUCCGAACCAAACUGUCUUGUGGUGGUAGUAGGCACAAAAAAAGAUAUUAUAACGAGCAGUUCUCGGGAAAUUCCAUCCUCCGCUGGCGAAAUAUUAGCUUUGGAACUAAAUGAAAAGAAGGGAAGACCUACCGGUAGUUUUAACGAGAAACCAUUCUUUGAAACGAGUGCAAAAUCUGGUGAAAACGUUCAGAAAGUUUUUGAUUUUAUAUUGAACACCUGUUUGCCUUUGGACGAUGAAGAAACUGCAAAGAGGUCAUUGCGACAAACGAUGGGCAUUGAUCUUGAAAAUAAGUCACAGACGCAAAACGAAAGUACGAAGAAAUGCUGCUGAGAAUAUCCAAAGCCACAAUCCUAACCUAGGUUUCGAACGAUUGGAAAUGUUAUUCAGGGAAUGGAAAAUAAUUACCGCGAUGAACUCUGCGUCUUAUACCACGAUCAACUGGUAACUUUUUGAUUGCAAGCAAUUUUUCUUAAAAUUUCUUUUCUUUUGAUUGAAUGAAAAGAGUCUACGGCAACUGGGACAUCGGUUGUUGCAGAAAAGAUCCUCUACGAAGUAGCCCUAUUUUGCAUCUGAUUUUAUCUAGAGACGGUUCUACUUGGCAUAAGAUGGUGGUUGGUGUGGGCCUUUGCAGGCAGGCAGUAUGAUAGAGAGGGGCCUGUGUUUCCUAUCAAAAAGCGACGGCUCUUUCAGGUUAUACGUUAAAGUUUGUAACCUCUGCCCCCUUCACAAUAGCGAAACAUGUUUGGUUCAACAGAGUUUAACCAAGGAUAUAUGUAAACAGUUUACAUUCUCUUGGUUUAACAGAAUGAGAAUUCGCAAUAGAAAAUG